Dothidotthia symphoricarpi CBS 119687 is the source of this 1491-nucleotide messenger RNA. Its product is annotated as NAD-dependent methanol dehydrogenase. The transcript is spliced from 2 exons. Bases 1 to 1491 code for a protein of 496 amino acids. Lineage: Eukaryota; Fungi; Ascomycota; Dothideomycetes; Pleosporales; Dothidotthiaceae. Gene Ontology annotation, cellular component: mitochondrion. The record is from RefSeq and is a predicted model, not a curated record. Gene Ontology annotation, molecular function: alcohol dehydrogenase (NAD+) activity; metal ion binding.
AUGGCCAUCUCACCCGCGCUCCGCAUAUCGCCCACGCGCGCCGCCCGGGCCGUCAACCUCCUCCGCACCGUGCAGUUCACGCACCCGCCAUCAUGUCCGUGCCACGCCAACCCAAGCUUCCACAACCAGACGCCCUCAACGGUGCAGCAAGCCCGCCGCCACCUCGCGACCCCGCUGCCCGUGCUCUCGCAGCAGAAGGAGUAUGCCUUCGAGAUGGCAGCCAGCAGCAUCCGCUUCGGGCCGGGCUGCACAAAGGAAGUCGGCAUGGACUUUCGCAACAUGGGCAGCAAGCGCGUCAUGGUGGUGACGGACCAGAAUGUGCGGAAGCUGGACGCCAUGCGGCAGGUGGUCGAGGGCCUGGAGCGGGAGGGCGUGCAGUAUGAGAUCUACGACAAAGUCAGGGUGGAGCCAAAGGAUAGCAGUAUCAAGGAGGCGAUUGCCUUCAGCAAGCCCUACAAGCCUGAUGCGUUUCUGGCCGUCGGGGGUGGGAGUGUGAUUGACACGGCCAAGCUGAUGAACCUGUACACUGCGUUUCCUGAAGCAGACUUCCUCGACUUUGUCAACGCGCCGCUCGGCAAGGGCCUGCCCAUCCCCUCCAAGCUCUUCCCCCUCAUCGCCGUCCCCACAACCGCAGGAACCGGCUCCGAAACAACAGGCACCGCCAUCUUCGACCUGGUCUCCAAGCGCGCAAAGACCGGCAUCGCCCAUCGCAACCUCAAGCCCACACUGGGCAUCGUCGACCCGCUAAAUACCCGCACCAUGCCGUCCGCCGUCCACGCUUCCUCAGGUCUCGACGUGCUGUGCCACUCCCUCGAAUCCUGGACCGCAAUCCCCUACUAUGAGCGCACACCCCGCCCCACAAACCCCAUUAACCGCCCCGCCUACCAGGGCGCGAAUCCCAUCUCAGACAUCUUCUCCCUGCAAGCUCUGCGCGACACGGUCAAGUACCUGCCCCGCGCUGUUCGCGACCCCGAGGACCACGAAGCCCAGUCGCAGAUGCUGCUCGCCGCCACACUGGCGGGUGUUGGUUUCGGAAACGCAGGCGUGCAUCUUUGCCACGGCAUGUCAUAUCCCAUUUCGGGCCAGAACCCGGGCUACAAGCACGCUGGCUACGACGUGCCGCACACUAUCAUCCCCCACGGUGUCAGCGUUGCAGUCACCGCCCCCGCCGUCUUCCGUUUCACAGGCGCAUCGAAUCCCGAGCGCCAUCUCGCGGCCGCAGAGGCCUUUGGCGUCGAUAUAUCCAAUGUCAAAGCCGAGAGUGCGGGAGAGGUGCUGGGUGAGGCGCUCGCGGAGUUUCUACUCAAGUUGGGCGAUCAGCCGCGUGGGCUGAAAGAUCUAGGGUUUGGGAAGGAGCAUCUGGAUGAUCUGGUCGAAGGCACGAUUCCACAGGCGCGUGUGCUUAUGUUGGCACCUAGUCUGGAGACGCAGGAGCUGGAUUUGCAGCGUGAACAACUUAGGGGGCUGUUCGAAGAAGCGCUGGACUACUGA